AUGAGCGGAGUUGUGGCAUGGUGCGUGAUCGGUAAGCACGAUAAAGUUGUCACUUCUCAACUUAACCCGAACAACUCAAUGUACUCCUGCUACCUCUACCCGCCCAACAGUCUGUCAUUGAGCGACAGCGUGAUUGGAAACGUGGCAACUCGUGCUCGGACCACUGAGGUUACUUGCAGCGAAGAGCUCAGCACUGUGCAAUCACCACCACCCCAACCAUUACGCAAGACAAACCACACGACAUCGACGGUUGCUAAGAACCCUCAGCCGCGAAAACGCAGUGCAAAGGCACUACAUGCCAUCGAAAAGACCUUCCCUGUACCAUUCACAGACGUUUACGACCCAGUCGAUCAUCCUCGGAGUGCAACAUUCUUGCGACAGCUUCAAAGAAAGCAACAACAUCGAGAGCGCUGUCGGCAGAACCAAGCUCGUUACCGUGAAAAGCAGCUGAAGCUGAUAACAGACCUGGAGAACGACAACAACCGACUGCGCACCGAGAUUAACCUACUCGAGUUACGGCAACACAGCUCAUCCACUGGCGUCCCGACAGCACCAACAGUUUGGUCCGUCGCGUCCGAGUACUUCCGACUUUUUCGACGUGGUUUUAAAUCGCCGUCACCAGUACUUUACUCCUAUGCCCUUGCGUUUUUCGAGAAAUCAAUGGCUUCAGACAUAGUCCAUGGAACGUUACUGGGGUCGAGGGAACUGCUAGAGAAAUGGCAAGUAUUUUCGUCCUACUUCGACGAGAUUGACUUCAAAAUCAAGCGACUCGAGGAGAACAAUGUAGAAAGUGUACUGGUCGCCACUACCACCACCAGCUUCACAAUUACGUCGGAUUCGUUGCGAAUUGUAUUUCCCCAUCUGAAUAACGAUGGCCAAGGAGGAUCCCAAGGGGGCGAGUGGUCUGUACUUGCAACAAAGGUCGUUGACCAGCGUCUCGUUCUGUGCGGAUCAGUAAAGUUUUUCUGGGAUGACGCGACCGAUCGCGUGGUGCGGAUGGAGACACAGUCAGACCUGCUGACACCGAUGCUUCACAUACUGGGAAGUUUGAAGGACGUCAGUCAAGUGUUUAAUGGUGCCUUUGUGAAGCCAGACUGCACGUUACUCCCUAGACCAAUGCUCUGA
Molecule: messenger RNA, 1125 nt
Organism: Phytophthora nicotianae INRA-310
Lineage: Eukaryota; Oomycota; Peronosporomycetes; Peronosporales; Peronosporaceae
Exons: 1
Coding region: 1-1125 (374 amino acids)
Source: RefSeq, a predicted model, not a curated record